AUGGAGACGGGCGGGUGCCGCAUGAGCGGCGCGGAGCCGGGCGCCCCGGCGAUGAUCACGCUGGAAGACCUGGACGGGAUGGCGGAGGAGAGCCCCGACUCUGCGUACCACAGCAACGGCAGCAGCCUGGAGGAGGAGGCCGAGCGCAUGGAGGACGAGGAGCAGGAGCGGCUGCUGAGCUACUGGCAAAGCGUGGGCCGGGGGCACCAGGUGGACGUGCCACGGGACAUGGCAGAGCCCAUCCAGCAGCUGACCAGAAACAACAACCCCCAGGGCAGACAGACCAUCCCCUUUACUCUGAUCCAGCGCAAGGAAAAGCUUGGAGAUCUGCUUUAUGAAAAACGUCAGUAUGGAAAAGCCAAGUGGGCUUGUAUAAAAAUGAAAGAAAAACAGUAUGAACAGAGCAUAUGCCUUGGAUUCAUGAAGCUCAUGAGGUACAUCUGUGAGCAGAACUCCUCAGGACUGUACUUGGGGAUAACAAUACCCAUUGUGACCAUAGUCCAUACAAAUGAAUCGCAGUCAGAGAUGACCCAGUCAGUGACCGUAGCUUAUUACCUGCCUGAAGUGCUACAAGACGAGCCACCUCAUCCUUUGGACUCUGACAUUAUCAUUGAAGAAUGGCCUUCUACUAUUGUCUACAGCAGGAGCUUCAGAGGAAUCACCAACGAAGACUCUAUAAUGAGAGAAAUAAACCUGUUGGCAGAAAUUCUGGAGAGCCCCGAGCUGUGUUUGCAGGAUACGUUCAUCAUCGCAGGAUACACAAAUCCAGCUGCUGCCAACCGACACAAUGAGAUUUGGUUCCUGCAGAGGCCAUAGCCUCCCCUCCUGGCGCCUGGACGCCAUGACAGGCAGUUCCGAUUUACUGGCAGAAUCUUACACACCAAUCAUGUAAGACUAGAUGUCAGAGAUCUUAGAAAUGGGGCUUUUAGCCAGUUUCAAAAAGGCAAUCACUCCAAUUCAAUAGCCAAACAGAAGUAACACGUGAAACACACAGUUUUCUGUCAACCUUUACAGUUUUUACACAGUUUUUAUGGAGAAU
Colius striatus (speckled mousebird) is the source of this 1039-nucleotide messenger RNA. Its product is annotated as heme-binding protein 2. Lineage: Eukaryota; Metazoa; Chordata; Aves; Coliiformes; Coliidae. The transcript is spliced from 5 exons. Bases 1 to 816 code for a protein of 271 amino acids. The record is from RefSeq and is a predicted model, not a curated record.